This is a messenger RNA of Macrobrachium nipponense, 4937 nucleotides long. RefSeq lists its product as uncharacterized. The coding region runs from base 22 to 3522 and encodes 1166 amino acids. Lineage: Eukaryota; Metazoa; Arthropoda; Malacostraca; Decapoda; Palaemonidae. The record is from RefSeq and is a predicted model, not a curated record. The transcript has 24 exons. Gene Ontology annotation, biological process: protein deubiquitination. Gene Ontology annotation, molecular function: cysteine-type deubiquitinase activity; protein binding.
GUAGCGUGUAUACUCCUCUUGAUGGGUAAAAUGGAGUCAGUCAGUGGCACUACAGUUGAGAGCAGUGGUGGCCCAGUGUCGAGACCUUUCAAAAUCGACCACACGUCACUGCUUCCGGGGAAGCCCGGACCUCGCCCAGGGGGAUACAGGAGUCCAAAUCUGGAUUCUACCACUACCAAAAGUUAUCUCACCUCCUCCUCCUCCUACUCCUACUCCUCCUCCUCCUCCACUUCCCCAGACUGGAGGUACAAAGGACUCGCCAACACGGCUUGGGACAGAGUUGGAUUUUUAAAAGGCGCCCUGGGAGACAAUACACAAGACUCAAAUGGACACGCAGCAGAGGGAUACAGACCACCACUGGACAGAGGCUUGAGGAUAGACCGUACGCAGUCCAUCUUGACGCCAGUUGGAUAUUCAUCAACUACUGCAGCUCCAUCUUACAGGUCUCUACAUACAGAUCAGAGUUUGAGCCGCCCGCGUUCAGCAGCGUCAGUCGAGGCCUACGCCCCUCCUGGUCGCCCACCCAGCAGCAGCAGGGAUAACCAUCUCCCUCAGACAGGCCCCAGAGUCAGUCUCACUCCCACCGCCUUGACGAGGAGUACCGUGUCAGAGAGCAGUUCUUCCCUCAAGUUGCAGAGCAGAAGCCUUCAGGGCAGCCAUUCGUCUCUCGUUCGAGCAGGCAGUGCCACACCCAAGGGAGAACUGAGCAGCAGUCAGGACGAGAGGGAAGAAUCGAAGAGGAGAUCAUCUUCGAGUUCGACUGACAAUGACACUGAGGAACCCCUGCCAUCGAGGGCUCGGAUGGCAUCUCCUCUAUCUUCAUCAGGCAAGUCUGGGAACACGACGCCAUUCUCUUCUGGGACUCCUGCCGCUAGUCCGCUGCCCAAGUAUACUGCACACGACCAGACCUACAAUAGUGGGGGUUACUCCCAGCCAGUGAACGCUGAGAUCCAGAGAACAGACUCUGAACAGGCAGAAGUAAUAGGAGGCCUGAAGGCUUCAUUGGAGCUUGCUCAGAGGAAGAACAUUGAAGAUAAAAAGACCAUCGAGGACCUUAGGAAUCAACUGAUAAUUUGCAAAAAGGAGAAGGGAAGGGAGGAUCCCGUGCUGAAGUCGGCCCUCGAGGACGCCCUGAGGGAGAUCAGGGAGAAUAAGGAGGUCAUCGCAUCCCUGCAUAAGGAAUUGAGUGACCUCCAGAAGAUCAAUCUUGAUAUGAAGAAGGAUAUCGACUCCCUGAGGGAGAAUCUGCAGGAGGCUAAGGACGUUCACCAGCAGGACGUCAGCAAUUACCGCAGGAGGGUCGUGGUUCUGGAGGAGGAGAACCUGGAGCUGAAGAGGGAGAAGGACGAAGUGCUGACUCAACUGGACGCCAUCUCAGAUAAGCUGAACUCCCAAGAGAACGAGAUCCAAAAGGACAAGGAGGCUUUGGAGACCAGCAUGAAAGAUAUGAAGGAGAAGAUUUCGCACUCACAGAAAGAUAAAUUAUACGCGGCUAUAAAGACAGAAGACAUCGAAGCCAUAGAGGAGAUAUUGAACGGGCCAACCUUUGAUCUAGAUGAGGUCAUUACUCAAGAUAAUACCGGUCGUCGUGCUAUUCAUCUGAUCGCUGAGAACAUCAGAUUGGCGCCAGUCGUCAACAAACUCUUGGAGGCGAAGGUGGACGUAAACGCCGUCGAUAAUGAUGGGGAAACAGCUCUGCACAUAGCAGCCAGAUCUGGCAGAGGAAGAAUAGUGAAGGCUCUGCUAGAAGCCAAGGGAGACUGGGCUAUUCUAAACGUGGAAGGAUGGUCAGCUGUCCAGGUAGCAGCUGCUGUGGGGAACCUCAGCGCCCUUGAGGAGUUUAGGAAGCACGAUCCCGCUGCCCUGAGCGCCAAGGACAACGAAGGCUCUACUCUCCUGCAUUACACGGGAGCCAACAGCCAGAAGAAGGCCUACAAGUGGCUCGUCAGGCAUGGGUCGAACAGGAAGAGGAAGGAUGCCUUCGGUCUCUCUGCUAAGGACUAUAAGGAAGCUGCUAGAGGGGAUGAAGGACUGCUCUCCUGUUUUGGGGGAGGCAACAGAAUGGCCCAGGAGCAGUUACCAAGACUACAAUUGGAGAGCUACGGCAGUAUCCGUCGAAACCGUGCCUCCACCAGAAGUCUUCCGGCCAAGACGGACCUAAGUGACGACGACAAGGGCAGUCGCUCUGUUCUCUCGGAAAAACAGUUCCCGGUAACGAGCGAGACGGACACAGAAGGGGCCCACGAGCCGGACUCGACGAUCGAAGAGGAAACCUACCAGAAAUCUCCAGCUGAGACGCCAAUACCACCUGUUGAACCUUCGGCCGAUGUCACUCUUCACGCCCAGCCGCCUCUGAAAGGCGUGCUCUCAGUUGGGUCAGACAGUGGUAGGAGCAGCGUCAGUAUGGACACUGGUUCCCUCCCUACUGUCCCACGACGUGCUAAGACUCCACCUCCUUCAGAGAUGAUGCAGAUCCACGUGCCCCGAGACGAAUCCUUCAGCGAGGACCAAUGCAGCGACGUCUCCUUGAUCAGUUCCCAAAGGAGCUUCAAGGAGAGACUUCCAACGGGUUUGCCCAACCUGGGCAACACCUGCUUCUUGAAUGCCAUACUUCAGUGCCUCUACUACACGAAGCCUCUCUCUGAUAACUUCAUCAACAACCGAUACAGAGAAAGCAUAAACAAAAAGAGCUCUUGUAAGGGAGAUGUCAGCAUAGCAUUUGGACAAGUGGUCAGGGCACUUCGCACUGGUAAACAAACGUACGCAGCCGUUAAGAAUAUGAAGGAUGUUGCUGGUCACUAUGACAGAAAUUAUUGCAAUGAUGACACGAAGGAGUCACACAUAUUCCUGCAACAGAUGUUGCAGUGGUUGCACCAGGAUCUGUCAAAAGAUAUAUCCCCGGACGAGAGCCUCGUCCAGGGCAAAGUGUCCUUGAUCUCGACACUAUUCUUUGGCGUCCAAGUCUGCACUGUCGUCUGCCAGGAAUCCGGAGCCGAGCUUUCCCAGUCUGAGGAAGCCUUUUCUGUUCUCUCUUUGCCCGUGGAGAUAUCGGGACCGACAGAAGUACAGGAGUUGCUAACCAAGAGCUUCAAGCCGCAGCUACUCCUUUGGAGUUGCAGGGAGUGUGGCAAAGAUCACAUGUGCCUCAAGAAGAGAAAAAUCAAGAGACUCCCCUCGCAUCUCAUCAUCCAUUUCGACAGAAACGAAGAAAUCAGUGGAAAUCUCAUGGAUGCUAAAACGAGCCUGAGUUAUCCACUACAAGGGUUAAAUCUAGCUGAUUUUCUGGUCGAUCCUACAAGUGACAGAGGAACUUACGAACUCUACGCCAUAUGUAACCAAAAAGGUCAUGGAAUCACCUCCCAUCACACUGCAUGUUGCAUGACAGCCAACCACCCCAUCUGGUGUCUGUUCAACGACCUCACCGUGAAUCCUGUACACAACGAGGACGUUCCCCGGCAGGCUGACUCUCACAUACUGUUCUACAAGAUGUCUGUGGCGCCUUAUAUGAGCACGGGGGUGUAGGGAUGUAGAUAAGUAAGAUAGUAGAUGAGAUGGUUUAGUACUAAGGGCAGAUAGGAGUGGCUACCAUUUAUGUUGGUGGUGUAACAGGUGGCCACUUUUCUGUUGCUGGUGUAAUAGCUAUGGCCACCUUUUUGUUGCUGGUGUAAUAGCUAUGGCCACCUUUUUGUUGCUGGUGUAAUAACUAUGGCCACCUUUAUGUUGCUGGUGUAAUAGCUAUGGCCACCUUUUUGUUGCUGGUACGCCAAAAAUAAAUUUUCUUGUUGUUGCUGGGCCAGUAGAUAUGACUACAAUUUUGUUGCUGGUAUAACAGGAAUUGCCACUUUUCUGUUGCUGGUUAAAAAAAAUAAUUUUUUUAUUGCUGGUGCACCAGAUAUGAACCCAUUUUCAUUGCUGGUGUAACAGGAAUUGCCACUUUUCUGUUGCUGGUGUACAACAAAUGACCACUUCUUUUGUAGCUCGUGUACUGUUAUUUUUGUCUCUAUUUAAAAAAGAUAGGCCUUUUUAUAACGUAGCCAGCAAAAAUGAUGAUUUUCUAUUGCUUAUAUAUUAUCAAUUUAAUCUUUCUUCAAGAAAUAUGCUUGACAAUAUUCCUACAAAUAUUUCGGGUUGAAGGACCUUCUCAAAUAAUAAAUUGUUUGUUUAUAUACUUUAUUUCUUUUUCUAUGCAGCAUGUCAAGAAUUAUUUUUACAAAUAAUCAGUUGAAAAAGUAAUAUAAUUCUUAUUUAAUUAAAACUACAUUUAGAGACGAUGGAAUAAUUCCGAAGACAUUGAUAUUUAGUUUAUUAAGUUUACACUUAAAAAAUGAAAGCUAGGACAAAAAUAAUAUUAAUAUAAAAUGAUUAGUCCCUCUUUGGUAUAUUACCAUCACAGUUAUAUGUUUUGUAUAACUAGUGUAUAGGUAAGGAUAUUAAGCCUUUUUUGAUAACUGCUCUGUAAGUACACUAAUUAUCUAUAAGUACAUUUCUGUAAGGAAUUCCUAAUUUCUACGUAAAAGCGUAUGUUUGUGAGUUAACUUUUAUUUUAAGGCUCUACAUAAAAAUAUUUAAAGCGGCAAUUUGAACAUUAUUAUUAUUAUUAUUAUUAUUAUUAUUAUUAUUAUUAUUAUUAUUAUUAUUAUUAUUAUUAUUAUUAUUAUUAUUAUUGUCUGAAACCUAAAACAAGCAUAGAAAGGCAUUUAAAGUGAGAUUUUACAUUAACGAAAAAAAAAGAUACUGUAAAGAGAGUCAAAACAUGCAGAUAAUGAUAUACAGUUACAGGCAAAACUACUUACAGCUGUAAUUAUGCAGUAUAAAAAGGCCAAAUAAAUAACUGAAAAAAUGUAACAGUUAAUGUAACCGUCUCUGUAUUGUAGAAAUAAUGUUUUUUUCUUGUCUAACCUUUGUGUUAAUAUGAAUAAAUUUGUUUAAAUGUUAAA